Linum tenue is the source of this 763-nucleotide messenger RNA. Lineage: Eukaryota; Viridiplantae; Streptophyta; Magnoliopsida; Malpighiales; Linaceae. The record is from the annotation of a GenBank genome assembly.
GAAUCAAAAGAAAAAAAGAAUCUCGGAUCCCUCUGUUUGUCACUACUAAGAAGGCUAGGUGCUUGUUGCGCGUGUUUCGUAACAAGAGCCUUGCAAAUUACACAGAGCGAGACAAGUCAGAAUUCGUGAGCGCUAGCUAGCUAAAUCUAAUCACAGUCUCAAAAGUAUGCGAGGGGAGUUGACGCAGGAGACGGCGGUGGAAGCUCCGGCGAGCGCGGUGUGGGAGGCGUACCGCGGGCUUGAGCUGGCAAGGCUGGUCACUGAGCUGAUGCCGGACACCAUCGGCCACGCCCAAGUCCUUGAAGGCGACGGCGGCGUUGGCACCCUCGUCAACCUCACUUUCCCACCGGGGACUGCUGGGGCGGGAUACGUGAAGGAGGUAUUCACGGUGGCGGACGACGAGAAGCGGGUGAAGGAGACCGAGACAGUCGAGGGCGGCCUACUCGCUCUGGGCUUCGACUCGCUCCGCGUCCGCCUCGAAAUCGUGGAGACAGGUGCCGAGUCCAGCGCCAUCAAGUCCACGCUCCUCUACGAGGUGGACGACGCCAAACCUGAGCUUCUCGCCUAUCUCUCCACCGACCUGUUGGAACGCAUGGCCAAAGGGAUAGCCAACCAUGUCGUCCAGAAUUACAACAACAGGAAGAAGAAAUCGCCAUCCCUCUCUCCAUCUGAAUGAUUCCCGAUUUGUGGUGUUUAUGUUGCCGUUUCUUCGAUGUGAUCAUGUGUGUUUGGAGUAAUAAUUAAUGAAGAUGAGGUAUGGGUC